Molecule: messenger RNA, 2307 nt
Organism: Bactrocera oleae (olive fruit fly)
Lineage: Eukaryota; Metazoa; Arthropoda; Insecta; Diptera; Tephritidae
Product: organic cation transporter protein
Biological process (GO): transmembrane transport
Cellular component (GO): membrane
Molecular function (GO): transmembrane transporter activity
Source: RefSeq, a predicted model, not a curated record
UAGAGGCAAACAAACUUAUCGACAAGCAAAUGCGUAAUUGCGAUGCUCUCAACGCUGCUGGUCUGCUUUUGAAUGAGUCCGCAAAGUCUCGCUUAAAUUACUUCGUAUCAAACAUAUAUUUACAUGUAUACAACUUUGUAUGAUACAUAUGUAUAUGUAUGUAUACCUACAAUCAUAUUUGUAGAAUGGAGUAGCAAUCGCAUGCUUUGUGUCUAUCCCUACGAAACCGGUAAGCGCAGACUUCAGCCGACAUUCGUGCGCAGCGCUGAGUCGCUGUCUAUAGGCGGUGCGGUAAUCCACACAAAAAUAGUAAUAAAUGUUAAACAUAUUAAAAUUAUUUAAUAAUAAAAUACAUAUAUAUAUACGUACUAUAACGCGCCGACACUUAAUCUAAUCUAUGCAAAGCAGAUUUCGGUGGUAAUUUUUUCAUUUGCGACCGAGCGCAGCAUACGCGCAGACAGCAGCGAGCUGGGCGGAACCACGUCUGUGAGAGGCACGAGCAAGUUUUACUAAAUAAAUUAGCGCGAAAGAGGUGUAUUGGUUUGUAGCAGUAGAAGACGAGCUUUGAGUGGUGUCACCAGCAUCUGGAUUCCAGGAAAUCUCAAACGAAAUGGAGAAACGCGCUGACAAGCCCACACGCCCCGAUCCUAUAAUCUCGAUUUUGGGUAGCGAUUUGGGUCCUUGGCAGCUUAUCGUCUGCUUGUGGAUUUUUCUCUCGAAAUUUCCCACUGGCUGGGUGCAAAUCUCGAUGGUGUUUUUGCAGUCGCCAAUUAAUUAUAGCUGUCUUGAUCCUGAUAACAGCACUGACGUUUGCUCGGCGAACUGCAAAACUAAGUUCUAUAAACAUAUCAAUUUCAAAGAGAAUAUAAUCACCGAAUGGAAUUUGACCUGCGAUCGUCAGUGGCUAUCCAGUUUGGCACAGAGUUUUGUUAUGAUUGGCAUAAUGCUGGGCAAUAUUAUUUUUGGACUCUUGGCUGAUAAAUGGGGUCGCCGUCCCAUGUUCGUGAGUGCCUGCGUUAUGCAACUCAUUUUUGGUUGUCUUGUGUCUGCAUCGCCAUGGUUUUGGCUUUUUGUCGUGUUUCGCUUUUUGGAUGGUUUCGCCACAGGCGCUACCAUGUCCACAGGCUUCACGAUUAUUAUGGAGGUUGUGGGCAAAAGUAAACGUGAAAUAAUGGCCAUACUUUAUCAGAUACCCUUCAAUUUGGGUCAUGCCACUUUGCCGUUAUUCGCGUACUUUCUGCGUCACUGGCGUUGGUAUCAUCUUGCCUUCUCAUCAUUCUCAGUGUUAUAUCUGCUAUUUUAUUGGACUGUGCCAGAGUCGCCACGUUGGCUCUACACCACUGGUCGCAUUGACCGCGCUGUACAAAUACUUGAAACUGGCUGCAAGCGCAAUAAUAUGCCCAUCGAUAACAUACGUGCCGAGCUCGAACAGGCCGCACAAAUGACAGCCGCCACACCGACAUCGAAGAAGGGUAACAUCAUUGAUCUUUUCCGCCAUCCAUAUCUCUGUCAGAAAACCUUGGCAAUGGCAUUUAAUUGGCUUGUUGCCUGCCUCGUCUACUAUGGCGUCUCACAGUAUAUAUCACACCUAAGCGGUGAUAUCUUUUUAAAUGUCGCCAUAGGCGCUACGCUGGGCGUGCCGGGCACACUCAUAUGCGUGCCGAUGACCAAAUAUCUCGGGCGUCGCAUCACGCUCUUCCUCUCAAAUUCACUCAGCGGCAUUGCUUUGAUGAUUUUGGCUUUUGCGCCAUCGCUAAACAGCACCAUGACUGUGGCAAUGGCAACAAUUGGUCUCUUUGGCGCGUCGGUAACAUUUCCGAAUGUUUAUCUUUACGGUGGCGAGCUGUUUCCGACAGUUGUGCGUAAUUCGGGUGUCGGUUUGUGUUCGUUUGUUGGUCGCGUUGGCUCAAUCAUUGCACCAUUCAUAUCAGGCAUGUCGACACGUGGUCUGUGGAUACCACCAGCCGUGUUUGGCGGCUUUUCGCUAGCAGCAGCUGCUUCGGUCUUUCUCAUGCCGGAGACACGCGGUUUUCCUCUGCCCGAGACUAUCGAGGAUGGCGAGACGUUCGGCAAAAAUAAGGAUGCGACGAAUUUGUAAAUAGAUCCCUAGUAAAUAUUUGUUAUUCAAACAUUUCGUUGAGACAUUUUAUUGACUGUUUUAAAUUACCAUUACAUACGGCUGUGUAUAUAUGUUCGUGUGUGCAACUAUUUAUAUGCAGGGAAAUGUAAAACUUUACGAUAUUAUAGCUGAUUAUAGUAAAAAUUAGUGUAAAUAAAUAAAAUUUAUUAAUUUUAUCUAGAUAAAAA